This is a messenger RNA of Clupea harengus (Atlantic herring), 2155 nucleotides long. It is a transcript of the gene crtac1a, whose product is annotated as cartilage acidic protein 1a. NCBI's taxonomy places the organism in Eukaryota, Metazoa, Chordata, Actinopteri, Clupeiformes, Clupeidae. Gene Ontology annotation, biological process: axonal fasciculation. The record is from RefSeq and is a predicted model, not a curated record.
AACCACUUGCGUAAACCUUUAUAUUGCUCGUUGUGCAAGCGGUUGAGUUUGUCGCUUUAAAUGUAAGGGAGUUUCACGCUCCGAGAGAAACAUUCCUAGUCUGUCGAGCCUCAAAGACUGUUGCUUGAACAGAUUAAGAGGAUGCAGACCCUCUGGUUGUGCCUUUUUUGUUUGAGCUAUGGUCUGUCCCAGGCACAGUCCAUGUUCUCUGUAGUCACGGAGACAGUCCUGCCCCCUGAUGCGUUCCAUAACCCGACCCAGCUAAAUUAUGGGAUGGCAGUAACAGAUGUGGAUGGUGAUGGAGACCUCGAGGUGGUGGUUGCUGGAUACAACGGCCCCAACCUUGUACUGAAGUAUGAUCGCAGCCAGAAGAAACUCGUGAACAUCGCAGUUGAUGACAGCAGCUCUCCUUUCUAUGCCCUGAGAGACCCUCUGGGCAAUGCCAUUGGUGUGACUGCAUGCGAUGUGGACGGGGAUGGAAGAGAAGAAAUCUACUUCCUCAACACCAACAAUGCUUAUUCAGGACGGGCGACCUACUCCGACAAGCUCUUCAAGUUCCGUAACGGCCGCUUCGAGGACCUCCUGAGUGAUGACCUCAACCAGCGCAGAGGUGUGGCCAACAAGAUGGCGGGAAGAUCCGUGGCGUGUGUGGACAGAAAGGGUACGGGACGCUACUCUGUGUAUGUGGCUAACUACGCCAGUGGUAACGUUGGCCCACAUGCACUGAUUGAGAUGGAUGAGGCCGCCAGUGACCUCAGCAAAGGCAUCAUCGCCCUGGCAGAUGUGGCCGCUCAGGCGGGGGUCAACAAACACACAGGUGGGCGUGGUGUUGUGGUUGGGCCAAUCAUAAGUGAGAGCAGAUCCGAUGUCUUCUGUGACAAUGAGAAUGGUCCCAACUUCUUGUUCCGGAACAAUGGGGACGGAACAUUUACUGACAUGGCCAAAAAAGCUGGUGUAGAAGACAGUCACCAGCAUGGCAGAGGGGUUGCCUUGGCUGACUUCAACGGGGACGGCAAGACAGACAUCGUCUAUGGCAACUGGAACGGUCCUCACCGCCUCUAUCUACAGGGAACCAACCAGAAGUUUAGGAAUAUUGCCACGCAGGCUUUUGCCUCUCCCUCUCCAAUACGCACCGUCAUCGCUGCUGAUUUCGACAACGACAAGGAGCUGGAGGUCUUUUUCAACAACAUUGCCUACAGAGGCGACUCCCCCAACAGAAUCUUCAGAGUGAGCAGGAGAGCAAACUCUGAUCCUAAGAUUGAGGAACUGAAUGUCGGUGAUGCUGCCGAACCUCAGGGUCGUGGAACAGGUGCCACGAUAACUGACUUUGAUGGUGAUGGGAUGCUGGACCUGCUGGUUGCUCAUGGCGAGAGUGCAGUGCAGCCCAUAUCUGUCUUCAAAGUUAACCAGGGGUCUUCCAACAACUGGCUGCGAGUCGUUCCUCGCACGCGGCACGGCGCCUUCGCCCGCGGGGCCAAGGUGGUGGCCUAUACCAAGGAGAGUGGGACCCACGUGCGCAUCAUUGACGGCGGAUCUGGCUACCUGUGCCAGAUGGAACCGGUGGCUCACUUUGGCCUGGGCAGGGAUGAGGUCGUCAGCGUGGAAGUCUAUUGGCCAGAUGGCCGGUCCAUGGCCAGAGCCCUGCAGGAGGGUGAGAUGAACUCCUCCCUGGAGAUCACCUACCCCAGAGAGGGGGAGCAGUUUGUGCUGACAUCAGAUUCUCAGUGUGGAAGCGGAUUCACUUUAAAUAAAAAUGGCCGCUGCACAGGUAGAACCUAGGCACCAAAGGAAGAGGAUGGGUUUUAACGUUUUUAAAUCAAUUCAGUAGAAUGUCCAUGUGAAGAUAUUUUUCACAGUUGUAUUUGAUGCUGUUACAUUGAUGUUCUUCCUAAUGUAUGUUUCAAAUAGAAGUGCCUAUUGGGAGAAAAUCAGGGAUGAUGCAAUGUUUACUCUGAACUGAAAGAUUUAUUUAGUUUAUUUUGCACUAGUUUUUUUUCAGUCAUUCCUUUUUAUUAACAAGCCUUAACUCUCCACACACACACACACUGGUUUAAGAGCUGUUUGAGGGCAUGAGUCUGUUUUCUGUUGGAUGUUUUGAGUUGUAUGUGUGGUGGACGUUCUGUCAAUAAACUUUGUUUUUAUUUUUCAAAACAAA